Molecule: messenger RNA, 996 nt
Organism: Histoplasma capsulatum G186AR
Lineage: Eukaryota; Fungi; Ascomycota; Eurotiomycetes; Onygenales; Ajellomycetaceae
Product: glutathione S-transferase
Exons: 2
Coding region: 1-996 (331 amino acids)
Cellular component (GO): cytoplasm
Molecular function (GO): glutathione transferase activity
Source: RefSeq, a predicted model, not a curated record
AUGGCCCAGAACGCACCCAAUCCGGACGGCCAAUUCGAGCGAGCACCAUCUGCCUUCCGCUCCAGCAUCUCGCACUCCCCAACCGCGCCAUUCCCCGCCGAACGGGACCGAUAUGUCCUGUACAUAAACACCAGUUGUCCCUGGGCGCACCGUACCAAUAUCGUGCGCACACUAAAGGGGCUAGAAUCCAUAAUCGAGUGCGUAGUCUUAGACCCAUGCCUGACUCCCGACGGCUGGUAUUUCUCAGGAGAAUACGGCAGCGCAGUCGCGGAUCCGUUGUACGGCUUCACCCAUCUGAAGGAGUUGUACCUCAAAGCUGACCCCGGGUAUGUGGGCAACUACACAGUUCCUGUGCUGUGGGAUAAGAAGAAGGAGACGAUCGUGAGCAAUGAGAGUGGGGACAUUAUCCGGUUCAUGUAUGAGGAGUUUGAUGAGCUGCUGGUUGAUGAGCAGGAGGCGUUGCGCGAGGUUAACAGCGCCGGCGGCGGGUUAUACCCAGAGCACCUGCGGGCAAAGAUUGAUGAGAUGAAUGAGUGGGUGUAUGAGACAGUGAAUAACGGGGUAUAUCGAUGUGGUUUUGCGAGGUCACAGGAGGCGUAUAACAAGAGCGUUUACCUUCUAUUUGCGUCGUUGGAUCGCAUUGAAGAGCAUCUGGGCCAGGUGGACCAUCAGCCAUAUUUGUUCGGCGAAAAUAUCACCGAGGCGGAUAUCAGGUUGUAUACAACCAUGAUCCGCUUUGAUGUGGCGUACCAUGGGAUUUUCAAGUGUAACUUGAAGAUGAUUCGGCACGACUAUCCCCGGAUUCAUAGGUGGCUGAGGACGCUGUAUUGGGAUGAAUCGGAGAGGACUUGCGGGGGGGCGUUUAAGAAAACGACGCAUUUUAAUGUGUAUAAACCUGCAUAUCUUUCAUCCUUGCAAGUUAAAAUGGGUAGUACCGACAAGCUCGUGCCUGCUGGGCCGUCCCCUGAUAUUUUUCCAUUGAAGAGUGAUCUAUGA